UUCCAUCACUUCAGCACGCGCUUCAACGCAUAUAGAGGCGCACAUUCUCCACCACGCCUUGCCGAACACAUUCCCAUCCUCCAUCGCUACACGAUCAAGCUUCUAAGGUGCUGUUCGCCCCACAAUCAACGAGCAUCCGAGGCCUCUGGACGACCAACACAUCAGUCCAACGCAGCGCUACGCUGUCGUGACUCUCGUGCUUUGAAUAGCCGAGCAGGGGAAGACCUCGCACGCAGCUCGUAAAAGCUCGGACGCUCUCCGCGCGCGAUGCUGAUAAGGCCAGUGGCGCUGGCACGGUCUCUGGGCGCAAGAAGCUGCGCGCCCAGCAGCAGCAGCAGCAGCAGCAGCAAGAGCGUGUCAUGCAACGACUCUGCGCAGCUCCGAUCGUACUCUCACUCUGCGCCCGGCCCGAGCUCCUCCCAAAUCGAUUCCUCGAAGAGACAAGCUACCGGCAGCGCUGCACAGAAGCUUAAAAUUCCGCCUCGCCUUCAAGCCAGGCUGGACGAGCUGGGACCGCGGAUAUUGGAGAGGAUGCGGGUGUUGUCUGGAAGGUGGAACGAAGUGUCUGGGUACGAAGCUGUCGAGGCUCUCAAGAAGGAUGUGGAGCUGGCGGAGCAAAGGCUGGUGAGCCUCAAGGCACAGCAAAAUGAAGCGCUGCAGGCACACAGGAAAGCAGUAGCCCAGCGUUCAGAGACACAGCGCACGCUCAACGAUCUUCUCUCGCGCAAGUCCUCGUGGUCCAACUCCGACUUGGCUUCAUAUACUGCUCUACUCCAAUCUGAGCACUCUGAAUCAGCAAUGGAAAAGGAGGCAGGGGACAAGUACGAGGUCGCGGAAAGGCAGAGGGAGAGAGCUUGGGAUGAUGUGGUCAGGAAGACUUUGGAGCGAUUCCACGAAGAGUGGAGGUGGAGCGAGAGGGGGAGAACCCUUGGAAACUGGGUCAGCGCUGGAGUUGUCGGCCUUAAUGUCGUGCUUUUCAUCACAGCCAUUCUCAUAGUAGAGCCGUACAAAAGGCGAAAGCUGGCACAGACGUUCGAGGCUCGUCUACUCCAAGGCGAAGCCGCCAACUCGGCGCGCAUAGAGUCGCUCUUGGCAGGCGUGAGCGAAAGACUGACCAGCAUGGAAACUUCGACCCGGGGCACGCAAGCCACUCUGCAAGAUCUGGCGGUCGUGGCCGGGUUGGGCAGAGGCGCUCACGAGACUUUGGAAAAUGGGCAAGCGCCUGUACCCACAGAUGCAGAGGUACCGGCUCAUCCUGCCCUUACGCCCCUCCAAAAGGAGAUCAGGGACAAACAAGCGCACAAGGAGCGUCAAAGGGACCUCGCCCUGGCUGGUACAGUUGGCUUCGCGGUCGGAGCUGGCUUGCUCGCUAUUGUUAGUGCAGCCUGGAGCGGCUAAUCAUCAAGGUCCGGCCAGUAGCUGUGCUCCACACCCCGCAAACCUUUGCCGUUCAUCACGAUUUCCUCUUGUUCAUGCUUAUACCCAACACUAGCACAGCAUGCUGGUUUCGCAACGUUGCAGGCAAUGCAUCAUUGUGUUACAAAGCGAGCUGUCAUCACAUGACCGAUGACCGCACAAGGAGCUCAAGCCAACCUGUAAUCAAGGCACACAAGAGUCAGACCUGUGCAAACAGCUUGUUUCAAGCACACGACGGCACUCCCACGCGCUACUCACAAUUGCAAAAAGUUCGAAGGACAAAGCGUAGCACCUGUUCGUCUAUUCUCGUCCAGAAGGUCACCUCUCCACCAUCCGUCCGGACUGGUUUCCCAAAUCGCAAUGAUAUCUCCCGCUG
This is a messenger RNA of Ceraceosorus guamensis, 1792 nucleotides long. RefSeq lists its product as hypothetical. Gene Ontology annotation, biological process: inner mitochondrial membrane organization. Lineage: Eukaryota; Fungi; Basidiomycota; Exobasidiomycetes; Ceraceosorales; Ceraceosoraceae. The transcript is spliced from 3 exons. The record is from RefSeq and is a predicted model, not a curated record. Gene Ontology annotation, cellular component: mitochondrial inner membrane. Bases 268 to 1398 code for a protein of 376 amino acids.